Molecule: messenger RNA, 3061 nt
Organism: Rhododendron vialii
Lineage: Eukaryota; Viridiplantae; Streptophyta; Magnoliopsida; Ericales; Ericaceae
Product: CRM-domain containing factor CFM3, chloroplastic/mitochondrial
Exons: 9
Coding region: 84-2780 (898 amino acids)
Biological process (GO): RNA splicing, via transesterification reactions
Molecular function (GO): mRNA binding
Source: RefSeq, a predicted model, not a curated record
ACUCUCAUGUACAUGGGUGCUAAGUGCAAAGUACAUAUAUCCCCAACUACGCAUACAAAACCCUGUAUCUAAACGUCAUCACCAUGGCACUCUCACCAUUACCAUCAAAUCUUCUCCCUCCAACUUCUACUUCUACAACCUCUCCCUCCUUUUCCAUGUUCAACCCACAAACCCACUCUCCAAAUAGUUUCAGUUCCUUAAAUUUCAGAGUAUCUUGCUCUCAACAGACCAUUCAACUCCCUACUCCACAGCCCAAGAAGAAGAGAAAGCCCAAACCCAGUUUCGCUGAUCAAAUUCGCCAGAAAUGGUCCUUGAAAACCCCAAUUGUAAGACAUAAAUUUCCGUGGCAAGAGCAAGAACAAGAAUUACAGAUUGAGCCAAUUGAUGAUGACAAAGAAGAAGAAGAAGAUGAUGAUGAUGAUAAAAGCCAUCAGUCUCUUGGGGUUGCAGUGACAGAGUCAGAUAGUUGUGAGAACUCGUUAUUGAGUGACCAGGUGAGUUUUGUUCCCAUAAAUCGUGCGAUUUCAGCUCCUUGGGUUCAUGGGAAAGAGCCCAAUAAAACCCAGUUUGAUUCUUUUUCGAUAGAUUUAGAUAACAGUAUUGAUGGGUUUCAAAGAGACACUGAAGGCAGUGUUUCUAGAAUUGUGCAAGAAUCAAGUAAACUGGAAAGGGGAGUUGGUUUUGAUGGAAAGACCAAAGCUUUUGUUGAAACAGAUGAAACCUCAAUUGGGUUAUCAGAGAGGAAAGAAAAAGCAGUUUUUAAGAAUGUUAAAAGGGCCUCUUUUAAUGGAAAAUCGGCUAGUGUUAAUCAGGGAGUAUAUAGUCUUGAGGGUUCGAGCAAUAAGAUUGAUUCAAAGAUGUUGCCGUGGGAGAGAGGGAGUGAUUGGGGGUCUGUAGAUGGUGAUAGGCCGAGAAAGGGAAACGCGAUGUUGUCGGAGAAACUAGUACCAGAAACUGAGCUGAGGAGGCUGAGGAAUGUGGCUUUGAGGAUGGUGGAAAGGUUAAAAGUUGGGGCUGCUGGUGUUACACAGGCAUUGGUGGACUCGAUCCACGAUAAGUGGAAGGAGGAUGAAGUGGUGAAGUUGAAAUUCGAAGGGCCUUCGACGCUCAACAUGAAGAGGAUUCAUGAAACCCUAGAGACUAGAACUGGAGGUUUGGUAAUAUGGAGAUCGGGUAGUUCGGUUGUGUUAUACAGGGGAAUGUCCUACAAUCUUCCUUGUGUUCAAUCCUAUGCCAAACAAAAUCAAGUUAAUACGAUGAUUUCACGUUCUUCAAGCGGUAUAGUUAGUGGUGAUCUCACUCAAAGAGUUGGAUUGGAGGACUCGGUCAGAACUGCACUUGUUAAUAAGUCUACAAGACAUUUGAAGAAAUUAUCUGAGAAAGAAAUAACAGAUUUAAGUGAGGUCGACCAUUUGUUAGAGGAUCUGGGCCCACGAUAUAAAGAUUGGUCAGGCCCUGAACCACUGCCUGUUGACGCUGACUUGCUUCCUUCCAUGGUUCCUGGUUAUAAACGUCCAUUCAGACUGCUUCCCCAUGGGUUUAGAUAUUCUUUAAGAGACAAGCACGUGACAUAUUAUAGGAGAACUGCAAGAAUAAUGCCUCCACAUUUUGCCCUUGGGAGAAACAGAGAACUGCAAGGCCUGGCUAGGGCUAUGGUGAAGCUAUGGGAAAUAAGUGCCAUUGCCAAGAUAGCCAUCAAGCGCGGUGUACACAAUACUUGUAACGAAAGGAUGGCGGAAGAACUCAAGAGAUUGACAGGAGGAACACUGCUUUCAAGGAACAAGGAUUACAUUGUGUUUUACAGGGGGAACGACUUUUUGCCGCCAGCUGUAUCAAAGACAUUGGUGGAAGCUCAUAAACUAACAGUAUUGCAACAAGAUGAGGAAGAAAAAAUACGAUCGAAUGCAUCACCCAUAGUUCAUUCAACUACCAAAGCCUCUAAAGUCCAACCGGUUGCAGGAACCCUUUCUGAGACCAUGGCAGCAACUUCACUCUGGGGUGACCAACCUAGCAGCCAAGAUAUAGAGAAAAUGAGGAAAGAUUCAACUUUGGCUAGACAUGCUUCAUUUGUCAGAUAUCUUGAGAUGAAGCUCAACCUUGCAAAGGGGAAGAUAAAAAAGGCUGAGAAGACUUUGGCAAAAGUGCAGGAGUCUUUGGAACCGGCAGAGCUCCCAAGUGAUUUAGAAACCAUUAGUGAUGAGGAGAGAUUUUUGUUUCGUAAGAUCGGCUUGAGUAUGAAACCAUACUUGAUUCUAGGGAGGCGAGGAAUUUUUGAUGGUACUGUAGAAAAUAUACACCUGCACUGGAAGUAUCGAGAGCUAGUGAAGUUACUUGUGGAAAGAAAAAGUUUUCCACAAGUGAAGCAUAUUGCAAUAGCUCUUGAGGCUGAGAGUGGUGGGGUGCUAGUCACUGUAGAUAAAACAAUGAAAGGGCAUGUUAUUAUUCUUUACCGUGGGAAGAACUACCAACCUCCUGUUGCAUUUAGGCCCAAAAAUCUCUUAUCCAGAAGGCAGGCAUUAGCUCGGUCAAUUGAGCUUCAGAGACGCGAGGCACUAAAGCAUCACAUCUCAGAUUUGACAGUAAAAAUAGAGAAGCUGAAGUCUGAGCUGGAUGAUAUGAAGACUGUCAACGAGAUUGAUGAGGAUACUUUCUACUCAAGGGUGGAUGAUGCAUCCUCUUCUGAGGAUGAGAUGGAAGAGGAUGAGGAUGAAGAUUUUGAUGAAGAUGAAGAGGCAUACCUUGAAGUACAUGACAUUGGCAAUGAUGAUAGCAACAUAUGAAACAAGAUGGCCAUUUAGUGUCCAGUGGCUCGAGUUCAGAAUAUUGAACUGAAAGGAAAUUCACAAUUUUGUAGAGGAUCUUUGUGCUGAUGCACAAGCUAGAAGAAUCUAAGAUAAGCACUCCAGAUUAAAUAUGCUUUGAAAGGCCUCUAUGAUUGACAAUGAGAAUCAGAUUUUAGAAAUUCUCAUCUCUCCUUUUGCACUGAAUCCUUGUAAAUUUCAGCUGUGCUUUCAUGUACAAUGAGGACUCCUCAUUCAAUUAUCACUGCAUUGUUCGCAUA